AUGGCGGAGACGCAGGAGGUUCGAGAAAGAAACGGUGAGAAAAAACCAGAGGAAAAAGAAGUAGCAGCAGCUCCAUUGAAGGCUCUGAAUCACGUGUCGAGGGUUUGCAGAGACGUGAAGGAAUCGAUAGAGUUCUACACGAAGGUGCUAGGGUUUGUGGAGAUAGAGAGGCCUCAAGUUCUGGAUUUUGAAGGAGCUUGGUUGUUUAACUAUGGAGUAGGCAUCCAUCUGGUUCAGUCUCAGGAUGAUGAGAAAUUGCCUUCCAAAACUCACCAGUUGGAUCCCCAGGACAAUCAUAUUUCUUUUCAGUGUGAGGACAUGGAAGGAAUGGAGGAGAGGUUGAAGAAGAUCAAUGUGAAGUACAUGAAGAAGACGAUGGAAGCAGAGGAUGGGACAGUAAUGAAUCAGUUAUUCUUCAACGAUCCUGAUGGUUUCAUGGUUGAGGUUUGUAACUGUGAGGAUCUGAAGCUUGCUCCUUCUUCUCCUUCUUCUCUCAGCAAACUUAAGCUUCCCUCCGACCACCACACUCCUCCCGUCGAAACCAACCACGCCACCGCCCACCGCCAUGCAAAAUAA
Molecule: messenger RNA, 576 nt
Organism: Neltuma alba
Lineage: Eukaryota; Viridiplantae; Streptophyta; Magnoliopsida; Fabales; Fabaceae
Product: lactoylglutathione lyase-like
Exons: 1
Coding region: 1-576 (191 amino acids)
Source: RefSeq, a predicted model, not a curated record